UCAAUUCUUGAGGUUCAGAUAAAUAGCAGAGAUGGUGAGCUUUGUAGUUGCAAAGAGUUCUUUUUAGAAUUUAGUUCAUAGGUUAUAGUCCAAUGUCCCAUAUCAUAUCCAGGGUGGACCAGCUGAACUGGGAUCUCUUCUUGUGACUCAAACUUCCCCUGAUGAAGCUUAAGCAGAUCUGAGAUGAAAAGGAUCAGGGCCCAAGGAUCUUUUAUACAAUUUCAGGUCGUCUUUGACAAGUUUGAGUCCCUCUGGGAACAAUAGGUAAUCAGGGCAUCUUUGAAGUGGGUCCAUCACCAGUACUUAACUAUACGAAUUAAUAUAAGACAAUUGCCUGUUCCUCCAUCAUUCACCAAUGAUCUGCUAUACAUUUCAAAGAGAGAUGAAUACAGAGAGAUCCCAUGUUUACAAUUCAUUUAAAUGCUAGGAUGUUCUUUUGAUCUCUGAAUUAAUAGUUAUACUGACAGACAGGAACUGUCUGUUUACAUGGCUAGCACCAAAGAUACACACAAUUAAUAUUACCUCUAACUUCUAACAACAUAGGUUUGCAUUUCAAAGUUCUAGCCUAUUUAUCAUGAAUGGCCUUAAUUACCAUUCACAUACCUUUCUAACAUGACUUUAAAGGUGGGCUCUUGGUCAUUCAGCCUGCAAGCUGCUUAACCCUUUCUGGCCAUGAGUUAUAUUUUGUAUAAGUUUUGCUGCAAUUAUAUAGCAGUAGUAGCAACAAUGGUUUGUAUAAUUAUAUUUUAAUCAGACAACAUCACACUAUUAAAUCCCACGUUUAGGGGAGAAUUGCCUUGUUUCCAUGACAAAUUCUUCAUCAUACCUCUCUAUUGUGACAGCUCCCCCUGUUGGUGUGUGCUACAGUGACCUCUCCUUGUCAGUCUUAGUCCAUGCUUUCCUCUGUCAUUGUUAUCUCCUGAAAGAAGUUGAAUCUACCUGACAGCUGUGAACAUCCAGCACAGACAAGAAGUAAUUAGAUGUGGCGAUUUCCCUCCUGCUCAGUUAGACCCGCAAACGUGGUCGGACAGACCAACAUUAAAGGAAGGCUGCAUGUGUACAUGGAUGCUCCUCUUCAAGAAGGUGAAAGUGGCUCACUGGGGCACCUUAGCCUGAUGCUUGAGAGGAAGAGUCAGGCAUGGACCACAGGAGCCAACAGUAUCUCUUGAGCAAGUCAUGGGAGCGAGAGAACAUGAAUCCAGUCCAUGGAGGUGAGGAGCCAGGCACCGCUCUGAGGGUCCACGAACACACCCCUAUGACCCAGGACGGGGAGGAAGGUACCAAGAGUUUGGUCACUGGAGGUGAGGAGUCAGCUGAUGUCCUGAUGACCCAGCUGUGCCCUCUGAGGCUGGAGGAAGUGGUGGUGACCAAGAAUGCUCUACCUGAUGGCCUGUUGGAGCACUGCACAGCACAGACCACUUCUGAAGAAAAUUCCAGUGAAGCUUGUGGUACAAUAAGGCAGGAUGUGGGAGAAAAGGAGGACAAAGUGCAGCCGGCACUGGAGAUGAUGGCACUGAAUGAUUGCAAUAUGGAACUUGGCAGGGAUGUCAGCGGGCACGAACAGAAAACGAACUCCCUUCACAGCCAGAAACUCAUGGUUGUCAAGCAGAUUGUGAAGCAUAUUAAAUCGCUGCCGCAGGAUUCGCUGGACUUGCGCUCCAGUGCCGUGCGCCGUCAGGGGAUGCUGCUCAUCACAGACUGCAGCAAAGUGAAGCCGCCUCUGGAAGGUAAAGAGAAGUUGGAUGUGGUCAUUGUCUGCGUUGCCAGCAUCUUUGCCCUGCCCUCAAUCGAGGCCUUGCAAAGGCAGGAAGGCCACAAAGUAAAUGUGAAGGAUUUGUACAACCAGACUGUGGAUGCCCUGGAAGUGAUGCUGAGAGCUCUCCUGUCAGAGAAGCCAACCCCAGCUGAACUGCAGAACUUCUUGGAUGUAAGCAGCAUUGAGCUGCACUUGGGCCACUGGAUGACAUCAGAGAAAGCUCAUGAGCGAGCGAGGGCUGUGAAAACCAGUGUCUGCCUGUUACAAGCGGCAGUCGAGCAUCCUAAGUUCUGUAUAUCACACGAGUUCCCCAGGCUGGGGAUCCUGAUUGGACGGCUGGCCCUGCGUGUUGGUGACCCGGAGAAGGAGAUUGGCCGCCAGGCUAUGGAAGGCUUGUAUUUCCUCUACUCCCUCAUGUGGUGCCAAAAGGAACCUGAGAGGAAGAUGGGGUCUGUGACAGCAGUGCUACAUCAAAUGCCCAAAGAGAUCUUGGGUAUCUACGAGCCCACCAGGACUUGUCAGAACAUCUCUGAAAUUGUUAAGGGAUUUGGACAAUUUCUCAGCCCAGACCAGAUGGCAGACCUUCUCCUGACAGCUGUAGAAAGCCUGAAGAAGGCCAAUGAGAGCACCAUUGAAGCAUCAAAGACUAUUCUGAAUGUAAUCCUGGAGAAGUACAAGCAUAAGAUACAGAUGAAGGUGCCAAAGAUUGUGGACAGGAUCCACUCCCAGCUCAGAGCCAUCCAUCAUUCCCAUGCCAGACAGGUAGUGAUGAUGGCCUUAUGCCUCCUGGCUCGUGCUUUCAUGGAAGAAGUGUCCAAAGCCCUUCUAAAAUGUCCGCUUCCGCUGGACAGAGAUGCAGCUGGGAUGUGGAGAACACUGGCCAAAACAGAGGCAAUCUGUCACUCCCACAGACUUCUGGACGUGCUGCUGAAGGAGCUGCAGGAGAGGCCAAGCACCUCUGAGGAUAAAGCCUUCUUCAUACCUAUAGCUGCAGCCAGUGCUCUGUGCGAGGUGUUAUCUGUAUCCAUGUGCACACAGACAGUGACACGCUUCUAUCCCCGCCUCCUGAUGGCCCUGCUUGUUCAGGUGCACUAUAGCAUUGGGCUCAGCCUGUCCGACAGUGGGGUCUCCAGGAAGGAGCUCAUCCCUGCAUGCUGUGUUGUGAAGACCGUGAAGACCCUUCUCCUAAAAAUGGGAUGCCACUAUGAGUUCACCUCUGUUGAGAAGGAGGGAGGCUGGGAACUGCUCACUAGCUCUGAGGAGCACCAUCGCGGGGUAGGCCUGCUUGCAAGAGCCAUGGUCCACUAUUCUUGCUGUGAGCUGUGGCGGAUCCUGUACCUUCUGGUCCCGUUCCUCGAACGAGGUGAUAAACAGCACAAGCUCACAGCGAUGGCCUUUUUCAUUGAGCUUCUCCAUAUGCCACAGGCAAAGCGGCUCCCAGAAAAAUAUUCUGUGAUCCGUCUGCUGAAAGGACUGACUGACCCAGAUCCAAUUAUCCGAGCGUUGUGCGUCAAAGGACUGAUCACCAUGGCAGACUGGCCAGGGAAGGAGAUAAAGGUCCUGGUGCCAGCCAUGAUAAACAGCUUGUGUGGAGUGGACGGGAGGCUGGUUGUGGAGGCUCUUGCUGAUGUGAAGAAGAUUCUCAGAGGUUUGGAUGGAGCAAGUUAUGUUGGCUGCAUCACCAGUCCCCUUAGGCUCCUCUUUGAUGAUGAGAGAGAGAGUGUGCGUUCUGCUGCCAUUUCCUUGUUUGGAAAAAUGGUCAAGAAGGUGAAGAAGAGUCGGGGGCUUAUGAAAGAGGAGGAUGUCUUGGACAGCUUGAUCCCAUUACUUCUGCACCUGCAAGAGGGCAACCCUGACAUGGCUGAGAAAUGUAAGAAUGCCUUGGAUGAAUGUUCUCGACUCCUGGAAUGGAGACUACCUAAACAGGUGGGCAACAGGAAGGCCUGGCACAAUCACCAAGAAGAUGUGGAUGAAAUCUGUCAGUACCUUGUGAAGACACGUCAAGAAAAUGUCCAAAGGUUCUUGUUCCAAAGCCAGUGCUACCUCAGCAGCACACAGCCUUCUUUACGAAGGGCUGCAGCCAUGUUCAUAGGGUUCCUGGUUAUGCACAUGGACAACAUGAUGGAAAUGAAAGAUUUGGACAUCAUAAGUAAUGAAUCCCAUUGACUUCAGUGAAGCUCCCUGCAGGUGGAGGCAUCUGCCCCCAUGGAACAACUUGCAGUAUUGAGGCCUUACAUCAUAAUUUCUUCAGGACCUGCACAGUGUCUAGACUAGUUCCUGUGAAGCACCCAGCACAUGUUUAGGCAUCAAGCAUAACAAAGUCCUGUCAGGCAAGUACUUUUAAGUACUUUAUGGUAGUGUUCCGUGGGUGCUGCCGAUGAGUAGGAGGAUGCAGAGGAUCUAGCCGGGGGGAGGGGGGUAUGUUACAGAUGCUGUAGAUGAGGGGGAAAUGCAGGGGAGGGCUUUAGGAAUGGUAUUUCAGACAGCUGAAUGUGAAUAUGCAAAGACCCCGGUGUGCGGUGCAUUUCUGGAUAUAAAUGUUUUUUAUGACAGUUCUGUAGUUUCCAGUAAACAUUUUGUCUUUUGUUUCAGCUCUCGGGGGCUUAAUACAUGACCCUGAGGCGUCCGUGUGUAUCUUUGCUGCUCAGGCACGUGAACGCGUCCUGGCAGUUUACUGGAAAUUAAAGUACGCCCUGGUUGAGCAACACAAAGUGAACAGUGACUCUGCUGAGA
Molecule: messenger RNA, 4489 nt
Organism: Chelonia mydas (Green sea turtle)
Lineage: Eukaryota; Metazoa; Chordata; Testudines; Cheloniidae
Gene: MROH7
Product: maestro heat like repeat family member 7
Exons: 23
Coding region: 1139-3922 (927 amino acids)
Cellular component (GO): cytoplasm
Source: RefSeq, a predicted model, not a curated record